UUUGGUGCUCGGCGGCUUGAAUCGAUGGGAGCUGCAUAAAUCUAUAUUUUCUAUUUUUCUAUCAUUCUUCGAUGAUAGCGCGUCGAUUAUUUCAUUUCCCUUGUAGCACUGGAUAAAAAUGAAGGAGUUGGUGGAAGAGAUGCCUGAUGAGGGAUAUGGAUGCACCGUGGCUAAUCGUUUUGGUCAGCUUCUGGGCGACGAGUCCGACCCUUUCGACAUCCUAUAUGCUGCGGGGACUGAAAAAAAGCAGAAGAAGAAGAAAGAGGAGCCAAAGAAAACUUCAACCACGACUAAAUCUGGAAAGAAAGAGUCUCAGAGGGACAGGAAAACCAUCCUUCCCGCAGGUGGGGGUGGACAAGUUCGUCCUGGUCGUGAAGACGUUGAGGAGCGAAUACAAAAACGCGUAACUUUUGACCGCAAAUUCAACGAUGCCGAAAAAACCCCCCUCAGUUUCUCUGUUGAAAGGCCCGUGGAUGUGCUGGACAGGCCUGCCAGGGGAAGAGGUACUGGAAGAGGAAGAGGAGCCCGAGGCCCAGGAUUUCCAAGAUCCAAUGAUGGAUUUGAUCAGAGAGGAAAGCGAGAGUUUGAAAGACACAGUGGCAGUGACCGAUCUAGGAGUGUCCGAUCUGAGGAGAAGCGCAGUGGCAGCGGAUCUCGCAACUGGGGUUCCAUGAGAGACCAUAUGAGUGUAAUUGAAGUAGCUUUACCUAGUGAAGAGGUCACUGAAAAUGAAGAGACCCAGGAGGCAGUUGAGACUGAUGGAGAAAACAGACCAUCUGAGACUGAGGAAGUGAUUGAGGUUGCCAUAGAGAUGACACUAGAUGAGUGGAAAGCGCUGCAAGAGCAAAGCAGGCCCAAAGUAGAGCUGAAUAUCCGUAAAACUGAGUCAUCUGUGCCAUCCAAGGCUGUGGUGAUCCACAAGUCCAAAUUUCUUCAGAAACAAGAUGGCAUGGAUGAGGAUGUGGUUUUCCGCCGCCCAGCCAAUGACAUCACCUGUCAACUGGAGUUCAACUUUGGCAGUCUGGAUCGGUCCACUCGUGGUGGAAGAGGUGGACGAGGUGGUCGUGGCCGUGGGGCUCCAUUUAUGCCGACCCUACGAUCUCCACAAAAAUUCGAUUCUGCUCCAAACCCAGAUGAUCCGGAAGAUUUCCCUGCACUGGCUUAAUGCCCUUUUGGAGGAAGUGUGUGAUGAUCAAACAUAUGUUGGUAACACUGAAAUGGGCAAUAUGCACUUGAAAUUAUUAAAAAAAUCAAUGCACAAAUUUGGUUCUUUGCAUUUUC
This is a messenger RNA of Danio aesculapii, 1281 nucleotides long. RefSeq lists its product as uncharacterized. The record is from RefSeq and is a predicted model, not a curated record. NCBI's taxonomy places the organism in Eukaryota, Metazoa, Chordata, Actinopteri, Cypriniformes, Danionidae. The transcript is spliced from 8 exons. Gene Ontology annotation, cellular component: nucleus; cytoplasm. Gene Ontology annotation, biological process: positive regulation of RNA splicing; positive regulation of translational initiation. Gene Ontology annotation, molecular function: RNA binding. The coding region runs from base 119 to 1165 and encodes 348 amino acids.